Molecule: messenger RNA, 2409 nt
Organism: Prorocentrum cordatum
Lineage: Eukaryota; Dinophyceae; Prorocentrales; Prorocentraceae
Source: the annotation of a GenBank genome assembly
GCCAAAUGUCUCACCCGCUUUCUUACCCCUGGCAAGCGGGGUUCGGCGGACUCGUCCUCUCUUCCCUGGACAUCCUGGCUCAAGCUGCUUUGUAUAGCGUGAGGUCUUCGCUGUCAGACGAGGCUUUUCAACAGGCGAAGGUCAGUCCUUUAGAAACAAUGCAGGUGAUCGGUCAGCUUCUGCUGCUGCUGCUCGGCGUUGCCCAGGCCACGAGCGUUAGUGCCCCAAUCGGCAAGGUGCUAGAGCUGAUGUCGAAGAUAGAGGCGUCGAUUGUCCAUGAGACGGAGGAGGCUGCCAAGCUCAAGGCGGAAAAGGACACCUGGUGCAAGGAUACGGCAGUGAACCUUGGAUUUGAGAUCAAGACGGGGACGAGCGACGUCGCCGAACUCGAGGCCAAGAUCGCGAAGGAGAUCGCGUCCAUCAGCUCCCUCACGGAGAAGACCGAGGAGCUCGCAGGCCAGAUCGCGAAGGACGACAAGGACCUCCAGUCGGCCACGAAGAUUCGCGCCGAGGAGGGGUCGGCGGACUUCGAGGCCGAGGAGAAGGAGCUGGCAGCGACGAUCGACACGCUCCGGCGAGCCAUCGCGGUGCUGGAGAGGGAGUUGGCCAAGUCGGGCGGCGCCGCCCUGGUGCAGGUCCAGAGUGCCGGCACCGUGGUGCAGGCGCUCGAGGUGAUGGUCAAGGCGGCCAUGUUCAGCCAGGCGGACGCCUCGAGGCUCACCGCCUUCGUGCAGAGCACGCACCAGGCCAGCGACGGCGACGCCGGCGCCCCGGACGCGGCCGUGUACGAGAGCAAGUCCGGCAGCAUCGUGGACGUGCUCGGGGACCUGCUCGACAAGGCGGAGUCCUCGUUGUCGGAUGCCCGCGCCAAGGAGAGCAAGGCCCAGCAGGCCUUCGAGCUCCUCAAGCAGUCCCUCGAAGACAGCAUCGCCUUCGGCACCAAGGACAUGGAGGCGGCGAAGACGUCGAUGGCCAAGGCUGGAGAAUCAAAGUCUGCGGCGGAGGGUUCGCUGGCUGACGUGUCGAAGGACCUCGCAGAGGACAAGGCGAUGCUCGAGGACGUCAACAAAGACUGCGCCACGUACGUGGAGGAGUACGAGGCCUCGGCGAAGAGCAGGGCAGAAGAGCUCGCAGUGGUCAGGAAGGCCAAAGCGAUCAUCGAAGAGACCACCGGAGGCGCCGCGGCCCUCGCCCUGUCGCAGACCUCGGCGCCGUCCUUCCUGCAGGUGGUCCGUGCUCGCCGCUCCGCUCACGACUCCGCGAGUGCCGUCCGCUUCGUGCGCGAGCUGGCGCGCAAGAGGAAGUCCCCUGCGCUGGCGCAGCUUGUCUCGCGCUUGGCCUCGGCGGUGCGCCUGGGCGCGCGCGACGGCGAGGACCCGUUCGAGAAGGUCCGCGGGCUGAUCACGGAGAUGAUCGCGAAGCUGGAGAAGGAUUCCACCCAGGACGCCGAGCAGAAGGCGUAUUGCGACAAGGAGAUGAAGGACGCGGAGGCGAAGAAGGCGGAGAAGGGUGACGCGGUGGGGACACUGUCCACCAAGAUCGACCAGAUGGCCGCCAACUCCGCCAAGCUGAAGGACAGCGUCGCCACUCUCGAGAGCGAGCUGGCCGAGUUGGCAGCGACGCAGUCCGCGAUGGACAAGAUGCGCAAGGAGGAGAGCGAGCUGUUCGCAGAGCAGGAGAAGUCCCUCAAGGACGGCAUCAGCGGCGUUGAGGCCGCCCUGAAGAUUCUCAAGGAGUACUACGCAACAGAAGAAAAGGCCCACGACGCUAAGGACGGUGCGGCCGGCGGCAUCAUUGCCAUGCUUGAGGUGUGCCUCUCCGACUUCACCAAAGGCCUCGCCGAUAUCACUGCCACGGAGGACAGCGCGCAGUCUGACUACGAAAAAACCACCCAGGACAACAAGGUGGCGAAGGUCGCGAAGGAGCAGUCGGUGAAGUACGAGACCAAGGAGGCCGCGGAGCUGGACAAGGCCAUCUCUGAGGCCGCGGCGGAGCGGGCCACCACGCAGUCCGAGCUGGAUGCCGUGCUCGAGUACCUCGAGAAGCUCAAGGACAUGUGCAUCGCCAAGCCCGAGACGUACGCGGACAGGGCCGACCGCAGGGCUGCAGAGAUAGAGGGGCUCAAGCAAGCCUUGGAGAUCCUCGGCUGAGCGCAGAGCACCCCUCCUGCUCCUUGCUGUAGAGGACAGUGAGAAGGAUUGCUAGUGCUGGUGAGACGCCCUUUCCUUGUAUUCGCUUCGCGGAACGAGGUGUAUCCUCAGGAUCUUCUCUGAAGUGCUGGUCGAACUCUGACCCCCAUCCCCGGCCUCGAGAUUCUGCAAUGACCCCGGCCCGUCUCUGUCAACCGUGAGUGAAGAAUUUGUGCAUAUAUUCUUCUGACUCUCUCACCAGAGCUGGUCUGGCGGAAGG